AUGCCGCCGACGCAGCCGAUUCACGCUGGUUCGUUGUCGACCGUGACAAAGUUGGCCGACAAUCCGCCGUUGUAUGUGAACCCGACGGCGCCGGUGAUGCCGUCGCUGAUACUCUACAUUGUGAGGGUUCCGGGCAGCCAAGAUCUCUUCCUCACAACACUCCACCCUCUGUCCACAACAGUAACAGCUGAGGAUAUCAACGCCUGCAUCUACUACAUCCACAUCCACCCAAACAGCACUGGCACCGACACCGCAACCCCUCCCCAACCUAGUCACCUCGCACCCCGCCCUACCCACCACCGGCGAUGGUCCUCCCAAAGUCUGCGCUCACCGCGCUGGCACAAGACCAUCGGAACGCUCCCCACCAUGACCAUCGUGCGCCGCGACCCGGCCAGCGGCGCACAGUGGAACGUUGCAAAAGUCAGCCAGCUGCCACCGGUCCCAGAUAACGACGACGCCAGCAACAACGAUCGCAUCAUGCUCGAGAUCACCGCCGAGGGCUACGACAAGUUCUUGCCGCCUGCGAAGCCACCAUUCCAUCCGCCGCCGUCAACGCAGGGCGUCUCUUCAGAAGGGCCUGACCUCACGUGGCAGGACUUUGCGUACCGGACUGAAGCGGAGGAGCGGGAGGCUUGGGAGGCGAGGCGCCGCGGGCAGCUCAGGAGGGAGAGUAGCCAGUUUGGGAUGAACGAUUGGAUGAUCGAUGAUGACCAACCGCUUGAAGAGGUGGAUAGGGUGUUUAGGCGGGUAAUGUCGUUGGAAGGUGUUGGGUUCUGGAAGAGAGUAAAGGGCAUAGGACAUCAUAGGAAGAGUAAGAGUCAUGAUGGGAAUGGGAGCAAUGGUAGUAGCGGGGAUGGCGAGAAAGCUGGCCCGAGGAAGGAGAAGGCCAAAAAGAGAGGAUACGUCUUCCAAGGGCUUUGGGGCGCGGGUGCGGACGGUGGACUUGGUAGAUGUGGGUUCAAGGAUGAAGCUGCUGGAAAGUUCUUGAAGUGCAAAUAUUACCCACCAGAUAUCAAUUCAACUGCCCAACGCUCAUCCCUUCUCUCAGUCAUCGAAUUCAAGCCCCCCUCCACAACUGUCAUGUCUUCAUCGUCCUCUGGCCGUCAUAGAACUCCAAGCCCCUCGACAGACAUCAACUCAGCUGCCCCAGAAUCUAUAACAUCCGUAAAAUCAAAGCUGGGGAUGCUUGUGCUGCACAGCGAUGGGCAGUACAUGAUGGAUUUGCUAGUCGCUGCGAACAUGGCAGUGUUCUGGAGGCGUUGGGAGAGUUGGGCCGCCGAGAGAUCAGCUUUGGGCGCCAGGUAG
Messenger RNA from Morchella importuna, 1305 nucleotides. RefSeq lists its product as uncharacterized. The record is from RefSeq and is a predicted model, not a curated record. The transcript is spliced from 3 exons. NCBI's taxonomy places the organism in Eukaryota, Fungi, Ascomycota, Pezizomycetes, Pezizales, Morchellaceae. The coding region runs from base 1 to 1305 and encodes 434 amino acids.